CCCUUUUCCAAGGAGAAAUGAAGAAGAAAAUGAUUUUUACCUUAAAUGUGGGUGAUCAGGAAUAUGAAGACAUGGAAGGUGAAGGAAGCAGAGAUGAUACUGCUACCACUGUUCUGUUGUACAGUGAAGCCGACAGAUGUCCAAUAUGUCUUAAUUGCCUAUUAGAGAAGGAAGUUGGUUUUCCUGAAAAUUGUAAUCAUGUCUUCUGCAUGCCCUGUAUUCUUAAAUGGGCGGAGACAUUAGCAUCAUGUCCUAUUGAUCGAAAACCUUUUCAAGCAGUGUUUAAAUUCAGUGCACUGGGAGGUUGUAUUAAGGUUCAAAUACAAAGACAGUCAGAAAAAACAAAAGACAAGAAAAAUGAAAGUUUUUUUAAGAAACAGCUAUCCUGUCACGAAAGUUCUAAGAACUGCAUAAGACAAAAGGCUAUCGUAACAGAAGCUCUAUUAAGUGCAAAAUUUUAUGACUUGAAGAUGUUAUACAGAAACUCUUCUUACAGUGAAACCAGAGAAAAGAAAAAUGGAAUAAUCAAGAUAAAUAAGCCUCGAAGAUCAAACUGUACAAAUCAAUGCUUCAGAAAUGUUUUCUCCAAUAUAUUUUCUUCUAGUACUCACACUGGGGAAUCUUCUAAUACCCAUAGGUCAUACAGUACAGAGUUUUUAGAAGUCAAUGAAAUCAGUGCAGUGAUUAGGCAGAAAAGACAGGAACUGGAAAUGUCGUGGUUUCGUGAUACAUUACCUGGAAUUGGAAGAAAUGAUUUUAUACCUUGGAAUAUUGAAACCGAAAUUCUUCCUCUCGGCUCUUCUGUGUUGCCAAGAACUGUUUUUCCAACAAGUACCAUAGCUUUAGAAAAUUUUGGUACUUCUUGCAAGGGAUAUGCAUUAGCACAUACUCAAGAAGGAGAAGAGAAGAAGCAAACUUCUGGCACAUCAAAUACCAGAGGAUCAAGACGAAAACCUGCCGCAACAACUCCCACAAGGAGAUCUGCACGUAACAUGAGAUCCGAAACAGUCAGUCAGGCUCAGAGGUCUCCAGUGUCAGCUACUUCUGGGUGUGAUGCCCCAGAUAGCAAUAAUGCUUCUGUAAGUGUCUCCUCAUCAGCUGAGUCAGAAAAACAAACAAGACAGGCUCCAAAACGAAAAUCUGUAAGAAGAGGGCGAAAACCACCUUUACUGAAAAAGAAAUUACGGAGCUCUGUACCUCCCCCUGAGAAAUCAUCUUCCAGUGAGUCAGCAGACGAAGAAACAGCAGAAUCCGACCCACCACCUGUGUUACAGAAAGAGCCCCAGUCAGACAUAGGACGUAGUAACACUUGCGUUGUGCAGGCAGGGGAAGAAAACAAGUCUGCUAAUGACUUGAGAAGUUGCAGUGAGCAUAUUGAUGCACAGGAAGAACACAUUGAGAACCCUGAUACAGAGGAAACGGCAAAGGCUUUAGAUUCUAACUCUUACGCCCAAGAUCCUGAUCCAGAGGAAACAAUCAGGGCCUCCUAUUCUGAGUCUUAUUCCCAAGAUCCUGAUCCAGAGGAAACAAUCAGGGCCUCCUAUUCUGAGUCUUAUUCCCAAGAUCCUGAUCCAGAGGAACCAGCGAAGACGUCCGAUUGCGAGUCUUAUUCCCAAGAUCCUCCUGUGUUACUUAAGGAGGGAACAAGUAAAAAAAUUGAAAUUACAGGUAUAGAAAAUGAUGUCAUGUGUGUAGAAAGUGACAUUUCUAAAGAUACAGGUGAAAGAGGAGGUGAUCUGAUGGCAAAUCAAGACCAGGUAUCUGAACCUUUAGAAUUAGAGGUAAAAACAGAUAAAUGCACAGAUCAUCCUGCAAAUGAUUUCCAUACAAUUUCAGGAUUCGAAAUUGAAGUACACCAACCUGUAUCUAGUCCUGUAGGUGAGGUCCUGAAGAAUGUAGAAUCAGUGGUUAAGGAAGAAAAAAAUGAGAGUCCCGUUAUGGAAAUUGUUGAUCAUAAAGAUGCUACAGUAGAAAUAGAAGAGCUUUUAGAGAGUCCUAAGUUAAACUCUCCUGAUGGUGAAAGUAUACAAACAAGAAACAAAUCUGAUAGCUCGGAGGUUCAGUUGACUCAGCACGUUGAAACUGAACAUUCAAAAUUGAUUGCAAAGUGUGAUGGUCUAGGGAAUGAAAAUUUCAAUAGUACUCAAGAAUCUGAAAAUAAUUUAUUAAAAAAUGAUUUUGACAAUACGAAAUUAGGCCAUUGUUUAGAAGAGAAGACUGAAUCUCCGGAUGAACAUCCCACAUCUGAAGAUUUGCCUAACACACACUCUGAAGAGAUCCAGAAGCAUUUUAGUGAGGACAAUAACGAAACGAUUCCGAUGGAGUGUGACUCAUUCUGUAGUGACCAGAGUGAAGCUGCGGUGGGGGCUGCCGUUAAUGCUGAUGCAAAACAAUUGACUGCAAAGUCUGUGGAGCAUAGUUCUGAAAAUAAUACACCACCUUCUGAUCCUGCAAGUGGAAAAGUGGAAACUGUCUGUCAACCUUCUGAAGGCCCAGCAGAGACAGCAGACAAGGGCAAGAAGCCCCGCUCUCGAAGGUCUCGAUUUCACUCCCCAUCGACCACCUGGUCUCCUGCCACUGAACCGACGCGAGAAAAGAAGCGUUCUCAGUCUCCCUCCCCUAAGAAACAAACUGGAAAAGAAAGCAGAAGGUCUCAGUCUCCAUCUCCUAAGAAAGAACCAGCACGAGGACGAAGGAAAUCUCGUUCCCAGUCCCCCAAAAAGGAUAGUGCGAGGGAAAGGAGGCGUUCUCCCUCUCGGUCUCCCAAGAAAGAGAGUAGUAAGGAAGGCAAACAAUCUGACUCAGUCUCCCCCAAAAGAGACAUGUCUGGGGAGAACAGAAGAUCUCAAUCCAGAGUGAAAGAGAGCUCGCCAAGAGAAAAGUCCAGGUCCCGGAGCAGAGAAAGAGAAAGUGAUCGAGAGGGACAGAGGAGAGAUCGAGACAGAGAAAGAAGAGCCAGAAGGUGGUCGAGGUCCAGAUCUCGUUCCAGGUCGCCAUCAAGAUCCAGGACAAAAAGCAAGAGCUCAUCGUUCGGUAGAAACGACAGAGACAAUUACUCCCCUCGGUGGAAGGAAAGAUGGACAAAUGACGGCUGGAGAUGCCCACGAGGAAAUGAUCGCUACAGAAAGAGUGACUCGGAGAAACAGAAUGAAAAUACAAGGAAAGAGAAAAAUGACAUCAGUCCAGAUGCUGAUGAUCUAAAUUCUGACAAACGCAGAAAUGACUGUCCUAAUUGGGUAACAGAAAAAAUAAAUUCAGGGCCCGAUCCAAGGACCAGAAAUCCAGAAAAGGUAAAAGACACUCACUGGGAAGAAAACAGAAAUGAAAAUUCAGGGAAUUCUUGGAAUAAAAAUUUAGGUUCCAGUUGGAUGUCUAAUCGUGGUAGAGGUAACAGGGGCAGAGGCACUUACAGAGGUGGUUUUGCCUACACGGAUCAGAGUGAAAACCGGUGGCAAAACCGAAAACCCCUUUCAGGGAAUUCAAAUAGUUCAGGGAAUGAGCCCUUCAAGUUUGCAGAGCAACAGCCCUAUAAACGGAAAAAUGAGCACGAAUUCUCAUUUGAUACACCAGCAGAUCGUUCAGGAUGGACGUCUGCUUCUAGCUGGGCCGUGAGAAAGACUCUCCCAGCAGAUGUUCAGAACUAUUACUCCCGGAGAGGAAGGGCUUCUUCAGGGCCGCAGUCUGGAUGGAUGAGACAGGAGGAGGAAGCAACGGCGGAACAGGAUUCUAACUUAAAAGACCAAACAAACCAACAAGGUGAUGGUUCUCAACUACCUAUAAAUAUGAUACAACCACAAGUGAAUGUAAUGCAGCAACAAAUGAAUGCACAACACCAGCCUAUGAAUAUCUUCCCAUAUCCAGUGGGUGUUCACGCGCCUCUGAUGAACAUCCAGCGCAAUCCAUUUAACAUGCACCCCCCGCUACCUCUGCAUCUCCACACAGGAGUGCCUGUCAUGCAGGUAGCUGCUCCUGCCAGUGUAUCUCAGGGACCACCACCACCACCACCUCCUCCCCCACCAUCCCAACAAGUCAACUAUAUAGCUUCACAACCAGAUGGAAAGCAAUUGCAGGGUAUUCCUAGUGCUUCUCAUGUAAGUAAUAACAUGAAUGCACCAGUCUUGCCUGCUCCGACAGCAGCCCCAGGAAGUAUGGGAACAGUUCAGGGACCAAGUUCUGGUAAUACUUCAUCCUCAAGUCACAGCACAGCCGCUAAUGCUGCUGUCAAACUGGCAGAAAGCAAAGUAAGUGUUACAGUGGAAGCCAGCGCAGAUAGCUCGAAGACAGACAAGAAAUUGCAAAUUCAAGAAAAGGCAGCCCAGGAGGUAAAGUUGGCCAUUAAACCAUUUUACCAAAAUAAAGAUAUCACCAAGGAAGAGUAUAAGGAGAUUGUCCGGAAAGCAGUGGAUAAGGUUUGUCACAGUAAGAGUGGAGAAGUUAAUGCUACUAAAGUGGCCAAUCUGGUGAAAGCCUAUGUCGACAAGUACAAGUACUCACGGAAGGGGAGCCAGAAGAAAAGCCUGGAGGAACCUGGGCCCACUGACAAAGCCGCCGGCUGAGAGCAGCAUGCUGGGAGGACCCGGUCAUGAUGCCUGCCAAGUGCAAUUCCAACAUGUACCAUUUAUUGAAAAUCAUAGACAACUGUGAUGGAAAUCUGGUUUUGAUAAAAUUAUUUUUUUUAAUGUAGGAUAUAAUGUUUUGUUCUAAAUAAAUAUAGUUCUGCACUGCAACUUCUAUAUAUCUCCCCCCUCCCCCUGCCAAGUAAAUACAAGGGAAAGUAAAGAUGUAAGGAAAUGUGCAUUUUUACUAUGACUGUGCUAUGGUGUGGGUACUGCAAGAUGUAUAGCUUUUCAAUCGCAUCAAUAAAGUGCACAAAUUAGAAACUCCUAAGUGCACUGGUUUUGAAAGAUAUAUAUAUAUAUAUAUAUAUAUAUUAAACAUUUAUUCUGUCAGGCUAAAAAAAGUAUAAUCUUUAUGAAUUUUUCCCCACUAAUUAUAGAAAGUUAAAUAAUGUAUUACCAUGAAAAAAAUAUUUCUACUAUUAACAGAACAUGCCAUUUGCAGGGUUCCUAAUGUGUAUUUUUAAAGAAGCACCCAUCUGAAUAAAGUUCCUAGGUAGAAAACCUUAAUCACAUGUGUAAGUUCGUGUUCAGAACUUUGGGACGCACUUCACUGCUUGUAUCAUCAGAUAGAGGUCGCACUGCCUGUUUCUCUUUGUGACUCCCCAGCCCAUCCCAUAAUUGAGAUGAAGCACUUGAUUUGCUAAAUUAGAAUUGUAGCAGUCUAAAGUUCUGGUGAAUUUAAAAGGCUGGUUUGAAAAAAGUGUUGACUUUGUAAAAAUCAUGGGUUUUUUACACUCCCUUCCUUUUGCCCAUCAGGCAUGCUAGUUAGUGCCAGCGAGCAUUCGAAUUGCUGGGAAGCAGAGAGCACCCUUCCUCCCUUGAGACUUUCUGGCAGAAAGAGGAGACUCACUGCACUGGGCUUCACGGAGCUCCUUAUCGUUCUAAUCAUGAGUGACACUUUUCCCACUUGAAAAACCCUCAACGCUGUACAGUGAUUACAGUGUUGACUUGACGACCAUGCGGCCGCCAUUAACCCGGUUGCAAAAUUCUAGACGUUUUAAACGUUGUGUUUGGAAAGGGAGAGGAAUUAAAUCAGAGUUUUUGUUAGGCUUCCAGGGGCUAAGUAUUUUGAUUUUUUUUUGUGAGUGUUUGGAUAUUCUAAUUUUUAUCAAAGGUAAGAUUAACAUUUUAGAGAGAUUGUUUUAAUUGCCAUCUUAUAAGAAUAAAAGUGGAUGCUCUGGCAAACCACCUUUCAUUCCAGUGUAGCAAUACUGAGUAGAAACGAAGUCACUAGAAAGCUGUUCAGAUCUGAUGGUAAUGGCUCGAAGCCAGGUCUGCCUCUGAGACCGAGUGGCCCCUUUACUGGAUAAAUUCAUGAGCACAGCAUUCCUGUUAGGUCUGCACUGUUGUGAAGUUAAGGGUAAACGGUUUCUCAGUUCUGUGUGCAUACUAACUUUCCUGGUGCUAGCUUUGAUAGGCAAAAUAGUUUGAACUGCUGGCCCCACUAAUGAUUGUUCUCAACCAUGAUCUUUGUUUAGGCUGUAAGUGUAAUCCUUAAAUGUUAGAAAUAUUUCCCAACAGUUUUUGAUCUUCAUUCUACACUUGUGAGCAAUUGUAAUAUGGUGUAUUCUACUGGUUUUUAUAGUUUUUUUAUUGAAGUUUGUGUUUUGGUUAUGAUGGGUAGAAAAUAUGGAAGUAUUUUUCUUCUAAUAAAAUAUUAAAGCAGUGUUUUAGAUACCAAACCAUACCACUUGAGUUGUUUCCGUUUGGAAUUCUAGAAACAACAUAUGAACGUUCCAUCUCUUGAGUUAAGGCCGAUCUACACUUUGAAAUUUUAUAGCAAAUUGCUGUGCCUAAAUUGAUUAAUCCCACAAUGCAUACUUUUCCUGUAUUUUCUUUCAAUGACAUUUGGGAAUUGGGUGAUAUUUUUAAUUUUGAUUUAUAUUGUUGAGCUUUUGCAAACAAAUUAAAAUUUUUUUGAAGAAAAACUCAGUGGUGUCAAGAAUUCACAGUCUUAUCUUUGGUAGCAGCCCCUGGAAUUCUUUCUACCUUUCUUGAAAAUAUGUUCCAUAUCUGGUUGGGACACGAAUUAGGCUGCAUUUAAAAUGGAUAACUAAGAAUGUAGCUGGAUUAGAAUUCAAGCAAUACGAUUUUUUUUAACCCUUUCAUAGCCCACAUAAUACAGAGUGAGUCUACACAUUUAGUGUGCUGCCAUCUGCUGGGGCCCUGCAUAACUGAAUAUUAAUAAAUGGGCCUCAUCCCUCCAAACCUAGCAUCAGAGACCCCUUGAGGCAUAUGUGCCCCACUUGGGUUAAUUGUGGCUGAUAACCAUAAGGUCAGCUGUUUGAAACCAACAGCAGUCUCAGAAACCCAGAGGGUCAAUUCUAUCUUUUCCUGUAGGAUUGCCAAGAGUCACGGUUUACUCACUAGCAGUAAGUUUUGAGUUUAAUUGUAUCAAAAAACCAUAUUUAAAAGAAAAUUUGAAAGUUUUCCCCUCUUAUUUUAAUGAUUUCUAUUAACAAAAACACAUCGUUUCAAUGAUAAAUGCAGAAAAUAAUUUGGUCUUGAAAGGAUUAAACUUUCAAGUAUUUCAGAAUAUCUGACAAUGCAUGCUUUGUUAACACAGUGCUUUAAUAUCCCUCCCCUUUUAAAUUCACAUUAGUUUUGCAUGUGUACAAACUUUUUGUGGCAUUUCAAAGGAAUGUAAUUUACAGAAAGUCAGUAUUAACUUGACUUUUGAAGUCCUGGUCCCUUUAGCCUGCUGGUCACAUUGACUAGUGUUUUCAGCAAUAGAGAUGCCUAGACUUUUCAGGCUAAAAGUAGUUAGCCAUUAUAUCAAUAUCCCAAAACUUUUGUGAUUUUUUUUUUUUUCUGCCCCCCUGCCCAGACUUAAACUCCUUUAUUUUCCCUCUAUGGCUGCAGUGUGCACUGCUUCAAUGUUCCAUCCCAAAGUUGUAGCUUUAGCAGCAUAGUGGUUGCCCUGGGUCCAUGAGCCAUUGUUUGUGGUAGGAGGAUGGAGUGCUGUCUACUGAAACCAGACUCAAAUAUGUAGUGUGUGAUAUUUUCUAAUAAAUUCUUUUGUUAAACAAA
Molecule: messenger RNA, 7649 nt
Organism: Echinops telfairi (small Madagascar hedgehog)
Lineage: Eukaryota; Metazoa; Chordata; Mammalia; Afrosoricida; Tenrecidae
Gene: SCAF11
Product: SR-related CTD associated factor 11
Exons: 14
Coding region: 18-4556 (1512 amino acids)
Biological process (GO): spliceosomal complex assembly
Molecular function (GO): RNA binding
Source: RefSeq, a predicted model, not a curated record